Messenger RNA from Plasmopara halstedii, 195 nucleotides. RefSeq lists its product as uncharacterized. Lineage: Eukaryota; Oomycota; Peronosporomycetes; Peronosporales; Peronosporaceae. The record is from RefSeq and is a predicted model, not a curated record. Bases 1 to 195 code for a protein of 64 amino acids. The transcript is spliced from 2 exons.
AUGACCGGAAGUUUUGCUGCCGUCGAAAUGAACUUCUUCCGAAUGGAUAUAUGUAAAAAUCCUGCCUUGACCAAAUUGCACGUGGCACCUAUAUUCAGCAUAAUAUUGACAGCACGAUCAUCAAGACUUCUUUUCUUGAUGAUUGAAUCUUUCCCACUAGAGUUUGCGAUUUCAGCUUCACUAACUGUUGGUUAG